Molecule: messenger RNA, 819 nt
Organism: Carassius auratus (goldfish)
Lineage: Eukaryota; Metazoa; Chordata; Actinopteri; Cypriniformes; Cyprinidae
Product: protein NLRC3-like
Exons: 3
Coding region: 1-819 (272 amino acids)
Source: RefSeq, a predicted model, not a curated record
AUGUACACACACUUCCUGAUCCUUCAGACCAACAUCAAGCAAGAAAAGGACUAUGAGAAUACAGUCAAAGAUGAAGAUAUGAUCCUCAAACUGGGGAAACUGGCUUUUCAGCAGCUUGUGAAAGGCAACCUGAUUUUCUAUGAGGAAGACCUGAGAGAGUGUGGCAUUGAAGAGACAGAAGCAGCAGUCAGCUCUAUAUGCACAUCUGUCCCUUAUGAAAAAAACAGAAAUGUGUUUAUUACUCUUUCUUCUAGUCCUUUGAAGCAUUUGAAGAAGGCUUUAAAUGUUUCACCAUCUGAGCUGCAUAAGAGAGCUGUGGAAAAGGCCUUGAAGAGUAAAAAUGGACAUCUGGACCUUUUUUUGCGUUUUCUUCUGGGUCUCUCAUUGGAGUCCAAUCAGACUCUCUUACGAGAACUACUGACACAGACAGGAAGCUGCUCUUACAACAAUGAGGAAACGGUUAAGUACAUCAAGCAGAAGAUCAAGAGGAAUCGCUCUCCAGAGAGAUCCAUCAAUCUGUUCCACUGUCUGAAUGAACUGGGUGAUGAUUCACUGAUUCAGGAGAUUCAAGAUUAUCUGAAAUCUGGAAAAAUAAAAGAAACCAAACUCUCAUCUUCACAGUGGUCAGCUCUGGUUUAUGUGUUGCUGACAUCAGAGCAGAAGAUGGAUGUUUUCAAACUAAAACUGUUCAUUGGAUCCCAAAAUACAGCAGAUGAAGUUCUUCAGAAGCUGCUGCCUGUGGUCAAAGAAUCCAAAUUAGUUCAGUUGAUGGAUUGUGGUGUUACAUAUGAAGGUGUGCUGCUCUGGCUUCAGCUCUAA